ACACUGGACAUCAACACGGCACACAAACGCCUUCGUCUAUCUGAAGGGAACAAGAAGGUGACAUGUGAGAGGACAAAAGCCGAAUAUCCUGAUCAUCCUGACAGAUUUGACUACUGGCCUCAAGUUCUGUGCAGAGAGGCUCUGACUGGGACUCGCUGUUACUGGGAGGUGGAGUGCAGUGGAGACAACGUGCUGAUAGGAGUCGCAUAUAAAGGACUGGGCAGGAAAGGAGAGGGCUGGGAGUGCGUCCUUGGAAACAACGACAAGUCCUGGUGUUUGGUGUGUUCUCAUUCCCAGUACUCUGUGUGUCACAAUAACAUGGAGACUGAAAUCAGCGCCCCCUACAGCCCCACAAUAGGUGUGUAUCUGGACUGGCCUGCUGGCUCUCUGUCAUUUUAUAGCGUCUCACACACAAUGACCCUCCUGCACAGGUUCAACACCUCCUUCACUGAGCCCCUCUAUCCAGGGUUUAGUGUUGAUCCUCACUGCAGUGUCCUGAAGCUCCAAAUGUCCUCCUGCAGUCGUCUGAACCUCUGA
Molecule: messenger RNA, 537 nt
Organism: Polypterus senegalus (gray bichir)
Lineage: Eukaryota; Metazoa; Chordata; Cladistia; Polypteriformes; Polypteridae
Product: tripartite motif-containing protein 16-like protein
Exons: 2
Molecular function (GO): protein binding
Source: RefSeq, a predicted model, not a curated record